Rhododendron vialii is the source of this 2203-nucleotide messenger RNA. RefSeq names its product calcium uptake protein, mitochondrial-like. The coding region runs from base 211 to 1644 and encodes 477 amino acids. NCBI's taxonomy places the organism in Eukaryota, Viridiplantae, Streptophyta, Magnoliopsida, Ericales, Ericaceae. The transcript has 7 exons. The record is from RefSeq and is a predicted model, not a curated record. Gene Ontology annotation, biological process: calcium import into the mitochondrion; mitochondrial calcium ion homeostasis. Gene Ontology annotation, cellular component: uniplex complex. Gene Ontology annotation, molecular function: calcium ion binding.
CAAAACCAACUUCUAGAAAAAUGCCCGUUUCGAGAACAAAUCUCAGCCAAUCCUACCCCUCCGCCUCCGCGCUCUCUCUCUCUCUCUCUCUAAAAUGUGUAUAUAUCCAUCCAUUCACAUGCAAACACCCCUUUCUCCACAAACCCACAUCACUUUGCUUGUCCCUGUAGCUAAACUUCAAAGAAUCAAAAGAUCGAAACACAUACUACUAUGCAUUAUUCUCGGGCACUGCUGAGACCAUCCUGGCUGUUGAUCCGCGGUGGCGUAUCAGCUCAACGCCCCAUCCGCCGCCCGAUCUCCACCCAAUCGCACGGCCCAUCAUCGUCACCCAGAUCGUCUUGUGGGUCCACCAGCUAUGGUGAGAACAAGAGCAGUGUCUGCACAAAUUUGGAGUCGGUUCUUAAAUCGGUGUUGUCGUGGCCGGGCUUAGGGCUCUGUUAUUGGUCCUCCUCUGUUUCUGAUUCGAGUUCGUUUUGGGCUUUGGUGGAUUCAGGGGGAGAGAGCAUGGAGCCUGAGAAGAAACCCAAGUUCCUAUUUGGAGAUGCAUACAGGAGAAAGGUUUUCUUUAAGUACGAAAAACGCAUGAGGAUGCAAAGUCCUCCAGAAAAGGUUUUUGAGUGCUUUGCAUGGAUCCGAACCCCAAGUGGAGAGGUACUUAUGACACUAACUGAUUUGAUGCGGGCAGUUGUCCCCGUUUUUUCUCCAUCUGAAUCCAAUUGUGUUAGAGAGGGAUUUCUAAAAGGAGAGUUGGUCCCUGGUGAGUUGCAUUGUGCUCCUUUGGAUUUUUUUAUGCUAUUUGAUACAAAUGGCGAUGGACUUGUAUCAUUUGCAGAGUAUAUAUUCUUUGUAACAAUUCUCAGCAUACCGGAGUCGUGCUUUUCUGUAGCAUUUAAAAUGUUUGACCAUGAUAAUAAUGGACAGAUAGACAAGGAGGAAUUUAAGAAGGUGAUGGCAUUGAUGCGAACUUAUAACAGGCAAAGGGCUCACCACAGAGAUGGAUUGCGUAUUGGACUAAAUGUUACUGGUUCUGUAGAAAAUGGUGGUCUCCUAGAGUAUUUCUUUGGGAAAGACAGCAACGAAUGCCUUGAGCAUGAGAAAUUUGUGCAGUUUCUCAGAGACUUGCAUGAUGAAGUUAGAACCAUGUUUGCCCAUUAUGACUACAAGUCACAAGGAACCAUAUCAGCCAAAGAUUUUGCGUUGUCCAUGGUUGCAUCUGCUGACAUGAGCCAUAUAAACAAGUUUCUUGAUCAUGUAGAAGAAUUAAACGAUGAACCUUAUCUCAGAGAGGUAUGCAUUACAUUUGAAGAAUUCAAGAAUUUCGCCGAGCUGAGGCAGAGAUUACGGCCUUUGUCUAUGGCAAUCUUCAGUCAUGGAAAAGUGACUGGGCAACUGACAAAGCCAGAUUUCCAAAGAGCUGCAUACCAAGUUUGUUGCAUCUCUCUCACAGAUAAUGUGGUUGAUAUGAUAUUUUACGUGUUUGACACGAAUUGUGAUGGGAGUUUGAGUACCGAUGAGUUCCUAAGAGUAUUACAAAGACGAGAAAGGGGCAUGUCACUACCAAGGGAGACGACAGGCUUCAUGGGUUUUAUGUCUUGUUUGAUGGACUGCACAAAUAACUGCUCUUAUUCAAAGAUGCUACAUUAGAUUUUCUUUUUCACUGGUGGAUGAUGAUACAUUAAGCAGACAAAAGGAUGUACCUGGCUUUGUACUUUGAAGGCUCGACAACAUUUGUAGAGAAGAAUAUCUAGACUGUUUUCUACUAGGAGGCAGUCGGCGGAAGUGCCGCGGAACUGCUUGUGAUUGUGGCUAGUUCACGAUGAAGGUAUAAAUAACGAAGCAGGCUAGUUAAUCACUUAUGAGCUGCAAUUUUCGUUUCCUGGUUAUGGUUAUCAUUUAUGUCAGAUGUUUAAUUAUGUGCAGAUUGGUAGGCAAAAGGUGUUGACCUGUAUGUGUUACGUUAGAUCUUUUCUGCAAAAAUGAGAUUGUACAGUUGGUUACUGCUUUAUGUAUGUACAUAUUCUGUAUUUCUUUUAGUAGCUUGUUCGGUAACUUCUGUUGAACAAUAACAGUUUUCCAUUCCUCGGGCUAUUCUUUGUCGCUUCAUGUGUAUAGUAUAUGAAAAAUGUGUAUCUAUCGUUCUUGAUAUCGGAACAUUAUUGUGUGAUUGUGUGCAAAUUGAAGACACGACACCAUAUGAAUUAAG